This is a messenger RNA of Myodes glareolus (Bank vole), 402 nucleotides long. The record is from RefSeq and is a predicted model, not a curated record. Lineage: Eukaryota; Metazoa; Chordata; Mammalia; Rodentia; Cricetidae.
ACGGGCGAUAGAGUAAUGGCAGGGAGUCUCCCUUGGCUGGCAAGUAGGAGCUUGUGGGGCUGGAUGCCCUUGGCGUGCAGAAGCUUCUCUCUGGGUGUACCACUGUUGACCUGUGUGAGGCUUACACUGCCGCCCCCGAGAGUGGUUGAUCGCUGGAACGAGAAGAGGGCUCUGUUUGGAGUCUACGACAACAUCGGGAUCCUGGGGAACUUCGAAAAGCACCCGAAGGAACUGAUCAAGGGCCCGGUAUGGCUUCGAGGCUGGAGAGGAAAUGAAUUGCAGCGCUGUAUCCGAAAGGAGAAAGUGGUUGGAAGCAGAAUGUUCGCCGAGGACCUGCACAACCUUAACAAACGGAUCCGCUAUCUCUACAAACACUUUAACCCACAUGAGAAGUACUGCUAG